Xenopus laevis (African clawed frog) is the source of this 2636-nucleotide messenger RNA. RefSeq names its product spindle apparatus coiled-coil protein 1 L homeolog (gene spdl1.L). Gene Ontology annotation, cellular component: outer kinetochore; spindle pole. Gene Ontology annotation, biological process: protein localization to kinetochore; mitotic metaphase chromosome alignment; mitotic spindle assembly checkpoint signaling. NCBI's taxonomy places the organism in Eukaryota, Metazoa, Chordata, Amphibia, Anura, Pipidae. Gene Ontology annotation, molecular function: kinetochore binding. The record is from RefSeq and is marked provisional.
GCGCAAUCGCAGAUUCUCGCGAGAACUGACGGGCUGUCUCUUCAUUCAAACAGUGAGAAGCGGCGGUGGCGGAGCAGCAGAAGGAGGUGAAGGCGAGCAGGUGACAUUCAACCCUACGCGGCCGCUCUUUUAACCGAAAUAUUUUAUCAUGGAAGAAUCAGAAACUGUACUGAAACUUCGCCGUCAGCUAAAGGAGGCAGAAGAGGAAAGAGUAAAAGCUGCACAUUAUGGCCUGGAACUGCUGGAGAGCCAAAGUGAUCUCCAGAAUCAGCUUGAGGAGCAGCGAAAUGAAAUGACCGGCACUAUUGAAAACUUGGAACAAGAGAAGUACUCCCUUCAAAGAGAAGUUGAACUUAAAAAUCGCAUGCUAGAAAGUGUGACUUCGGAAUGCGAAAACAUAAGACAGCAACAGAAACUUAUUCUCGAACAACUCCAGGAACAGCUUGAGAGGAACCAUCAUCGGGAACUCGGCGAGAUUAAAGAUAAGCUAGAAAAACUGAAAGCAGAACUUGAUGAAGCAAGACUGAGUGAGAAACAACUGAAGCACAAAUUAGAGUAUCAAACUGAGGUACUGGCCAAUAAAUCAGAGGAGCUGCGUAUGAUGUCCGAACGUGUUCAUGAAACCAUGUCCUCUGAAAUGCUGACCCUUCAGUUGGAAAAAACUGAACUUGAAAGUGCAAAGGCCAAUUUAGAACAAGAGGUGAAUGAAUUACAGUAUCGAGAGCAACAGCUUUUACUGACAAAUGGUACCCAGAGCAGAAAGCUGGAACACCUUCAAACUGAAAAAGAAGAGCGAGAAAAGGAAUCCGUCGGCUAUUUUAGCGCUUUAGAGAAAGCCCGAGAGGCAAAUCAAGACCUGCAAGCUCAGCUUGACAUUGCUUUGCAACAAGCACAAGACCCGAACAGUAAAGGAAACUCCUUAUUUUCAGAGGUUGAAGAUCGGCGAGCUGAAAUGGAGCGUCAGCUAAUUAGCAUGAAAGUCCAAUUCCAGUCUCUCCAAAAACAACAUGCCUUCUCUAGACAGCAGAUGCACAGAAUGAAGGUUCAAAUAGCAACACUACUGCAGAUGAAAGGUUCUCAAAGUGACCCUGAGCAGCUAGAACGUUUACAGGCUAUGGUAGCACAAAAGAACAGUGAAAUUGAAACGCUUGUUAUGAAAGUGCGACAGCUAGAAAAAUCUCAGCAAGUCUCUGAAAAUGGACCAGCAGUCGGUAGCAGUGAUAAUCUGGGACAGGGUGAUGAAACCUACUACGUUGACUUACUUAAAAUGAAGCUUCUGAAUUCUAGUAAGGAGAAUGAGAAGAUAAAAGAUGAACUAUCUUUGCAACGGAUGAAAGCUCUAGCAGAGAGCCAGCGUGUCUUGGAACUGGAACGGAAGCUUUUUGCAAAUGAUCGGCAUCUUAAACUCUCACAAGGCGAAAACAUGAAACUUCGUGUCAGUUUGGAUGAGAUAAAAAUGAAAUACGAACCCGAUGAAAUGGGUAAAAUACACACUCAGAAGCGAAGGAAAGAACAGCUCCCGCUUGAUUUCCCGAUGGAUAAUACCAGUGCUGCUGUGACUUCAGGCACCGAAGCUCAAGGCCUGUAUGAUGCAACGGCAGGAGAAACAUGCACAGCCGAAUCAACCGAUGGCAGAAUUCAUUCGAAAGAAGAUUUAUCUUUAUCUACUAAAGAACAAGAUCCCUCUUCUGUUGCAGUAAAACCCAAAGAGCUGCCCAAUGGUCCGCCUCCGAAAGAACACAAACGCGUGAGGAUUAUGGAAGAUGAAAAUAACGCUCAAGAUUUAAACAAAAGAAACACACAUAACUGCUCCGUUACGUCUGCCUCCCCCAGGUCAACUUCUGAAGAUGCCACGUCUGAGUCAAAGAGGUUCGAUGAAGAGCAGGAAAAACGAAAGCAAGAGAGGAAAUCUCGACUCCGAGCUCCUCCUGUUCUCCACGUGCCGUCCAAGCCUAAUGCAACAACCCAGUGCCCCCAGCAAUAAACUAUUGAAGCAGCAGAAUUCUUUUAUUUGCAGCAACAAAGUAUACCUACUAUGUCUCUAGAUAUGUAGGUAUAUUUAUGUCUUCUGAUACAAUGCCAGGGAUUGGUAGAACUGCUUUUUAGGGUUUCUACUGAAAAGGAUGAGCACAGAAGUCCACAAUGUAAAGGAUAAGUAUGUUUGGAAAGCAUUGCUUUCUACGAAGUGUUUAAAUGUAAAUAUCCGUUUCGUGUAAAAUAUUUUUGUAGGUUUUUAGUACUUUUUCUUCCGAGUGUUGUUUAAAUAAUUCAAAUAUUAUAUGUGUGAACAAGCACCACUGCCAACUACUACUGAUGUCAUCAAUUAAGUGCCCUACACUUCAAAGAAUUAGUUUACACAUUGUUUUGUAACUUAACGGGGGGGGGGGUCUAAUAGUAUUUUUACAAUUAUUCCGUUUUGUAUAUUUGUAGUUCUAUACUGUUUAAUGUGUGCAUUAUUUUUAUAGCUUAAACAGUGGGCAUCUAUCUAUCUAUAUGGGCAUUAACAUGUUUUUGUUCUAAACUGUUUUCUGUCCAUCAUAAUAAAGAUGUGUUUAAUGGCAUUUAUUAGUCGUUGUUACAAUAUUUAUGUAGAACGAUGAUAAAAUAAGUAAAUAAAAAAUAACAUUUUACUUUUA